AUGACUAUCCUUCCUUGCGUGCGUCCGACCGACCGACCUACCGACGGUGUUGCUGGUUAUGUGUUGACAACACUGGACGCCGGUGGAUCACGUGUCAGCGUCGUCAACAAAUCCUUCUCAAGUUUAUUGAUGAUGGCAGUUUACACUUUCAUUGCCCUAAUAUCAAUACUGGUAGAAGCAACUUUCGGACAACAAAACGCAUCGGAGAUCACGUUAGCUUAUCGGCGAUUAUACUCGGACUUAUUCGAUAGGUACAACUCAAUGUUGCCAUCUGUUUUCACGAAGCGCUUUCUAUUGGAAUCGCUGACCAAACCUCGAUGGGAAUCCAAUAAUGGUCGUUUUGGACUUAUACCAAAAACUCACUGUGCUAUCGAAAUCAUAAUGAUGACAAUCAUAGAUGUGAGGUGGACCGACCCACGCCUCACAUGGAAUCCGGCAGAUUACGCUGGUCUUAGCCACAUCACUGCACCCACGCAUAAAGUCUGGACCCCAGCAGUAUUCGCUGCGAAUAUAAUGCAAUCAGAACCAGUGGCUGACCAGGAUACGUUUCCGGACAAUCUGAUCAUCAGUUCGAAUGGUGAUAUCCUGCGUGUAUUUUCGCUCUCGGUGUUGUUUACUUGUACUAUUCAGAGCAGCCGUUUUCCUUUUGAUACACAGCAGUGUUACUUAGAUUUCGCGGAGUAUAUCAUGGACCCAUCAGAAACGGAUCUGUCGCUAACGAUUAUCAAAGACGCAAUAUUCAACGCCUCGAUGAUAUUCGAAAUGCAUCGAUUAUCAACCUACUACGUGACAUUAAUGAUCAUUCCAAUUCAACUAAUCACCAAUAUUUCCGUGUUCGCUCUAUUUUGGAUAUCGGAUGCUGGAUUUAUUGAUCAGACCGUAGUCACCUUGUCGUCGCUCACGUCACUUCUCGUGUUGACCGACAUUCUAGACAGUUCGGUGCCAAAAACCAGUGAAAUUCCGAAUGCAGGACGGGACGAUAUUGACUCUGAAAUUGACAUUUUCAGCCAAACAUAUUUGGUGGAACAUAGCUGUCAUGACGAUUGCACUGUGUGA
This is a messenger RNA of Haemonchus placei, 1056 nucleotides long. The record is from the annotation of a GenBank genome assembly. NCBI's taxonomy places the organism in Eukaryota, Metazoa, Nematoda, Chromadorea, Rhabditida, Trichostrongylidae.